Fusarium keratoplasticum is the source of this 456-nucleotide messenger RNA. RefSeq names its product PC4 domain-containing protein. NCBI's taxonomy places the organism in Eukaryota, Fungi, Ascomycota, Sordariomycetes, Hypocreales, Nectriaceae. The transcript has 3 exons. The coding region runs from base 1 to 456 and encodes 151 amino acids. The record is from RefSeq and is a predicted model, not a curated record. Gene Ontology annotation, biological process: positive regulation of transcription initiation by RNA polymerase II. Gene Ontology annotation, molecular function: transcription coactivator activity; DNA binding.
AUGGCCCGCAUGGCGACCAAGAAGCGCGCCGCUGAAUCCGACUCGAGCGACGCCGAGGUUGCCCCCAAGGCAGUCAAGAGGACGAAGAGCUCUGGAUCCGGCCCAGCUCCAGAUGGCAAGGAUGAUGAAGGUCAUCCAUACUGGGAGCUCUCCAACAAGCGCCGGAUUGGCGUCUCUCAGUUCAAGAAGAUGAGCUUCAUCAACAUCCGAGAAUAUUACGACAAGGAUGGCAAGACUCUUCCCGGUAAGAAGGGUAUCUCCCUUUCUGUUGAGCAGUACAAUGCCCUCGUCAAGGCCAUUCCAGCCAUCAACGCCGCCCUUCGCGCACAAGGCGAGAAGGUUGAGGAGCCCGAAGAUGAGGCCGAGAGCGCCCUCGUGCCCGUUUCGAAGCCCAAGAAGGAGAGGAAGAGAUCUCCCAAGGCCAACAUCGAGGCAACCAGUGAUGAAGAGGAAUGA